This is a messenger RNA of Penicillium nucicola, 1410 nucleotides long. RefSeq lists its product as uncharacterized. Lineage: Eukaryota; Fungi; Ascomycota; Eurotiomycetes; Eurotiales; Aspergillaceae. Gene Ontology annotation, molecular function: transmembrane transporter activity. The record is from RefSeq and is a predicted model, not a curated record. The transcript is spliced from 2 exons. Bases 1 to 1410 code for a protein of 469 amino acids. Gene Ontology annotation, cellular component: fungal-type vacuole membrane. Gene Ontology annotation, biological process: transmembrane transport.
AUGACAGAUGGCGAAAAGAUUCAUGGCAAUAGCCAAGUCAGUGCUGAGCCCGAGGGCACUGCGCAAGCAACUCCAGUAGAGAACAACACUCGCACCCAUGCAAAACCAGCGAAACUUCGCCAAGUAUUCGUUGUAGCUGCAGGAUUCAUAACAAUGUUUAUGACCUGCGCAAUAAUCUUCUCUUACGGCGUCUACCAAGCCAUCUAUGAAGAAAUGGCCAAAGAGCCAAACACACCAUUCAGCGGAACAUCAAGCUCAAUAAUCAGUCUAAUCGGCACAUUAUCAAUGGCCUUGAUGUCCAUGGGAGGGCCUUUCAUUAUGACAUGGGCGAAGCUCUACGGCCCCCAGCCCGUAAUCAUGGCCGGUGGUCUAGUAUUUGGCAUUGGCUGCAUUCUGGCUAGUUUGAGCGAGUAUGUGUGGCAGUUCGCCUUGACGCAAGGUCUGCUCGUUGGUCUAGGGACGUGUAUGGCAUAUGUGCCCACCAUGUCUGUUGCGCCAACUUGGUUUGAUAAACGGCGUGGAUUGGCCAUGGGGGUGGUCAUUUCUGGGUCUGCGUGCGGUGGUAUGAUCUGGCCGCCUGUUCUUAGGGCUAUCACGUCUGCUCUUGGGUUUCGGAAUGCUUUGCGUAUCUCUGGCUGUCUUGUUGCGCUGUUUGUUCCGCUGGCAGGGUGUACUUUGCGCUGGGAGCCCGGGUUUGGGGAAAAGGUUGCCGGGCAGACUUCUGGCCUGUCGAAGAAAACUGGCUGGAUUCAUGCGCCCUUUGUUGAUUGGAAGGUGGCUCGAUCGAAGAAGUUUGUCUCACAGGCCUUGGGCUGUUUUCUGCAGUCUAGUGGAUACGCCACGCCGCUUUUUUUCUAUGCCGCGUAUGCCCGGUCGUUGGGAUAUAGUGUGAGCAUGGCGGAUAACUUUAUUACAAUCAGCAAUGCGGCCAACUUUGUAUCUCGCAUUAUUGUCGGUUACGCCGCGGACAAGUUUGGAAGACUUAACGUUCUCUUCCUGACUACUAUCAUCAGCAGUAUUGCUGUAUUUGCAUUCUGGUUGCCUUCGACAUUUGCUGGUGGCGCCAUCUCGACUACAGCAGCGGAGGUAUUGUUUAUUAUGUUUACUGUGCUAUACGGCAGCUUCGGAGCUGCCUAUAUUUCGCUUUUCCCUGCCAGUUUGAUUGAAUUGUUCGGCGUGCAGAACUUCACGUCGGUCAAUGGAGCAUUGUACCUAAUUCGAGGUAUAGGUGCUUUGUUGGGCACACCACUAACCAGUCUUUUGCUGCCUGGGCAGUCGGCUCUCUCGGAUCCAUCGAAUUACUUGAGAGUUUCCUAUACUACUGGCAUACUUUUGUUUGGCGCGAGUGUUGCUACAUUUUGGGUGAGGAUUGAAGGCUCUGCAGGAAAGAAUUGGACGUGGAAACUAUAA